UUGAGACCUUCUUGAAUGUGAUUGUUGGACCAAUUCAAGGGAGUUUUAUUCCUGACAGGGUUACUACUACACACAACAUCAUAAUAGUUCAAGACAAUACUAGUACUUUUUAUGUUUUUCAUAAAAAUUAAAGCGGAUCAAAGUUUUGGCCCCCGCCGUCUCCGAUUCGGUGGCGCCCAUUGUUUUCCACGCAGCGGAGCCACUCCAUUCAGUUCAUAAAUGGCAGAGUUCUCUUCCGCAUCAACUCUUCCAACUCCACCUGAAUCUCAAACUAGACUACACUUUGGGAAAUUGCAGCACGGGUGCGAACACUACAAGAGACGUUGCAAAAUUCGAGCUCCAUGCUGCAACCAGAUCUUCUCUUGCCGUCACUGCCACAACGACGCCAUGGGUUCACUUAGCGAUCCCAAGGAGCGCCAUGAACUUGUCAGGCGCGAUGUUAAGCAAGUUAUAUGUUCUAUCUGUGAUACUGAGCAAGAGGCUGCCAAGGUCUGUGCUAACUGUGGCGUCAACAUGGGAGAAUAUUAUUGUGAAAUUUGCAAAUUUUAUGAUGAUAAUACAGAGAAAGGACAGUUCCAUUGCGACGAAUGCGGGAUUUGUAGGGUUGGUGGUCGUGAUAAUUUCUUCCACUGUCCGACAUGUGGCUCUUGCUAUUCAGUGAACUUGCAAGGCAACCACCCGUGUGUGGAGAACUCAAUGAAGAGUUUCUGUCCUGUCUGUUAUGAGUAUCUGUUUGAUUCAAUAAAAGGUACCACAAUUAUGACUUGUGGACACACAAUGCAUAUGGAUUGCUUUUAUGAAAUGGCAGAGCAAAAUCAGUAUCGCUGUCCUAUAUGCUCAAAGACAGUUUUUGAUAUGUCUCGGAGCUGGGAACAUUUAGAUCAGGAGAUAAUUGAUGAUCAAAUUCUGGGUUUCUUUGCCAAUUUCCUUGGCAUCUUCAUCUUUGUACUGGUGAUAGCUUAUCUUUUUGUUAUGGCUGAUCCAAUGUAUGAAGGGAAUUAGGGUACUGUGUGGUUGUGAUUUUCAUGUUGUAGACUUGGCUAUUUUUCUAAUGGAAGUUAAGUUGAUAUAGAAAGGAACUCCAUUUUGAGCAUGUGAUACUCCCAAAAUCUAAUAUAAGCUAUUUUUCAUGUUGUAGACUUAGCUAUUACUGCUACUUUUCACUGCUAGUACUCUGAAUUUCACUACAUUGUUGUACUUUUUGUGCUCAUUGUUUUUAAUUCAAUGAAGAAAUAGAUGAAUUGAAUUAAUUCAAUUAAUUACUGCUAGUACUCUGAAUUGUUGUACUUUUUAUGCUCAUUGUUUUUAAUUCAAUUGAAUAUUUCUUAUUGGUUUAGUUAAUUCAAUGAUUUUUUUUUUUUUUUUUGUGACUAUCUUAAUGAGUUCAAUAGUGAUAUCAUGACUAUUGAAUGAUAAAUUGUUAAUAAUUGAUGAAAUUAAAGUUUUUGUUACAUUUUGGUUGAUGUAGUUCUUUAGAUUUGGAGGACAUUUUAAAUUCAAUAUAUGAUGUUUUUACAUACAUGUCUUUCUUUAACAUUGUUAUAUUUGCAU
Molecule: messenger RNA, 1551 nt
Organism: Arachis duranensis
Lineage: Eukaryota; Viridiplantae; Streptophyta; Magnoliopsida; Fabales; Fabaceae
Product: E3 ubiquitin-protein ligase MIEL1
Exons: 11
Coding region: 220-1002 (260 amino acids)
Biological process (GO): protein ubiquitination; ubiquitin-dependent protein catabolic process
Cellular component (GO): nucleus
Molecular function (GO): zinc ion binding; ubiquitin protein ligase activity
Source: RefSeq, a predicted model, not a curated record